UCAAUCUCUGACAAAAUUUUCUUGUUGUUUUCUGAAUUGCUAAAGGCAAAGAGGCAUCAUGAUUGGAAAUGGUGUUGUUGGUAUUCUCUCCGAGUCUAGAAACAAGUGGGAAAGAAGGGCUCCAUUAACUCCGUCACAAUGUGCUCGUCUUUUACAUGGACACACCGAGGAAUCUGGUGUGACACGUAUUAUCGUUCAAUCGUCUACUAAACGUAUUCAUCACGAUGCGUUGUAUGAAGAUGUUGGUUGUGAGAUUUCGGAAAAUCUCACAGAAUGUGGUCUUAUUCUGGGGAUUGAACAGACAGAGCUGGAGAUGAUUCUUCCAAAUAAGGCAUAUGCGUUGUUCUCGCAUACUCAUAAGGCGGAAAUAGAAAACAUGCCUUUGUUGGAUAAAAUUUUAGCGGAGAAGGCAUCUUUGUUUGACUAUGAGCUCAUAGCUGGAGAUCACGGCAAAAGGUUGCAUGGGUUAGGAAAAUUUGCUGGUAGAGCUGGAGUUAUCGACUUCUUACAUGGUUUAGGAAUUCGAUAUCUUAGCAUGGGAUAUUCAACACCUUUCCUCUCACUUGGUGCAUCUUACAUGUAUACAUCUCUUGCUGCUGCUAAGGCUGCAGUUAGUUUUUUGGGUGAAGAGAUAGCAACGCACGGGUUGCCAUCUGAAAUAUGUCCGCUAGUUUUUGUAUUCACUGGGGAUGGCAAUGUUUGUCAGGGUGCACAGGAGAUAUUCAAGUUACUUCCUCAUACAUUUGUGGAUCCUCUCAGACUAUCCGAGAUCUCUCAGGGUGGCGAUGUUGCACGUAACACAAGUAUAUCAAAGAGAGUCCAUCAAGUGUAUGGAUGUGUUGUAACUUCACGAGACAUGGUCGAACACAAGGACCCGACCAGAACUUUCGAUAAAGCUGACUAUUAUGCACAUCCCGAAGAUUACAACCCCAUUUUCCAUGGAAAGAUAGCUCCAUAUGCUUCUGUGAUUGUUAACUGCGUGUAUUGGGAGAAACGAUUUCCACGAUUGUUAAGUACUAAGCAACUUCGAGAACUAAAAAUUCAUUCGCCUUGCAAAAACCAAAUAGAGAGGCCUUUCUUCAGGUAUGAUCCAGUUUCUAAUUCAUACCAUAAGGACUUGGAAGGAAAAGGUGUCAUAUGUCUAGCAAUCGACAUUCUUCCAACAGCAUUCGCAAAAGAGUAUUCUGAACAUUUCGGAGAUAUUCUCUCGGAAUUUAUUGGCAACUUGGCUUCUGCGAAAGAUGUUUCAGAACUGCCUUCCCACUUAAGAAGAGCAUGCAUUGCUAGUGAAGGAGAUCUUACUUCCUUGUAUGAAUAUAUCCCUCGUAUGCGAAAAUCUGAUCAACUAGCUGAUAUAUGUUGGGAAAAUCUUGGAUUCAGCCUCGUACCAACAGACCAAAUGUACAUGUCUAAGCAUUCAGCUGGGGGUAACUUCUCCAAAGGAGGAUUACGAGCCUACGGGAACAUUGAGUUGAGUCCAGCAUCUGGAGUUUUAAACUAUGGGCAGGGAUUAUUUGAAGGUUUGAAGGCAUAUAGAAAAGAAGAUGGUUCGAUUGUUCUAUUUCGGCCCAUGGAAAAUGCAUCAAGAAUGGUUCAAGGUGCUGAGAGGAUGUCCAUGCCCUCUCCUACUGUUGAACAAUUUGUGGAGGCUGUGAAGCUUACAGUGCUGGCCAAUAAGCGCUGGAUUCCGCCUGUAGGUAAAGGCUCAUUAUACAUUCGGCCACUGGUCAUUGGUAGCGGAGCAGUUCUUGGCGUUGCACCAGCUCCCGAGUACACAUUUCUCAUUUAUGUGUCACCGGUUGGGAAUUACUUCAAGGGGCUUUUGGCACCGAUAAAUUUGGUGGUCGAGAGCGAUUUCCAUCGUGCAACUCCUGGUGGAACUGGAGGUGUAAAAACUAUAGGGAACUAUGCUGCAGUCAUGAAAGCACAAUCUGCAGCUAAAGCGAAAGGUUACUCCGAUGUUUUAUAUUUGGAUUCUGUUCACAAUAAGUAUCUGGAGGAGGCCUCUUCUUCUAAUAUAUUUCUUGUUAAGGGUAACACAAUAUCUACUCCAGCAAUCAAUGGGACAAUUCUACCUGGCAUUACGCGUAAAAGUAUAAUUGAGGUUGCCCGUAUACAUGGUUACGAGGUUGAGGAGCGACUUAUCUCAGUAGAUGAAUUACCUGAGGCUGAUGAAGUCUUCUGUACCGGAACGGCAGUGGUAGUGUCUCCAGUGGGUAGCAUAACUUACCUCGGCAAAAAGAUUUCAUAUGGUGGGGAAAGCGGAGGAGUUGGUGCUGUUUCUCGACAACUCUAUUCAUCUCUUACAAAUUUACAAAUGGGACUUACAGAAGACAAGCUGGGUUGGACUGUCGAGUUAUAA
Molecule: messenger RNA, 2362 nt
Organism: Papaver somniferum (opium poppy)
Lineage: Eukaryota; Viridiplantae; Streptophyta; Magnoliopsida; Ranunculales; Papaveraceae
Product: alpha-aminoadipic semialdehyde synthase-like
Exons: 9
Coding region: 59-2362 (767 amino acids)
Biological process (GO): branched-chain amino acid metabolic process
Cellular component (GO): chloroplast
Molecular function (GO): branched-chain-amino-acid:2-oxoglutarate transaminase activity
Source: RefSeq, a predicted model, not a curated record